Messenger RNA from Siniperca chuatsi (mandarin fish), 2273 nucleotides. It is a transcript of the gene arl9, whose product is annotated as ADP-ribosylation factor-like 9. Lineage: Eukaryota; Metazoa; Chordata; Actinopteri; Centrarchiformes; Sinipercidae. The transcript has 4 exons. The coding region runs from base 190 to 942 and encodes 250 amino acids. Gene Ontology annotation, molecular function: GTPase activity; GTP binding. The record is from RefSeq and is a predicted model, not a curated record.
CAGCGCACUUCAUCCCGGAAAUAUCGUUUAGCGAAGUUCUUCCUGAGCUUCCUGUCUGUUAAUCCACUUGUUGAGGAGACGAGGAGGACGAGGGUACAAACUUAAAGCUUCACCAGAAGUCAAACAAUGGCGGAAACGGACGGGUAAAAAAGCGGCAGUUGGUAAAACAAAACCCGGAGAUUGAGCACCAUGUUAGAUUGGAGAGAAGCCAGUGUUCUCGGCGUCUCCGUCGCUCUUGCGGGGGGAGUCGCCUAUCUUAUCUGGAACUAUGCGUCCUCCCCCGGGGAGAAGAAGCCUGAAACACGGCCUCGACAAGACGGUGAAAGUGCCAGAAAGGAAGGAGAGGGGAAGGAAGAGGAGGCUGAACAAACUGUUGUAGUCGCUGCUGCUAAACCUCAGAAAGCAUCUGAGUCCAGGCCUGUGGAGUCAGAGGGGACACAGGUGCUGGUUCUGGGUCUGGAUGGAGCAGGUAAGACCAGCCUGCUGCACUGUUUGGCCACCGGCAGCCUGGAGCAGGACAUGCAGCCGACGCAGGGCUUGAACGCCGUCUCCAUCAACAGAGAGGACCUGCAAAUCGAGUUCCUAGAAAUUGGAGGUAAAGAGGAGCUGCGGCCGUACUGGCAGAAGUACAUGCCCAGGGCUCUUGUGCUGGUGUUCGUCGUCGACUCCUCCAGCCCACAGCUCUUCCCCCUUGUUAAGAAGCAUUUACAUGAGUUGCUGGCCUCUGACCCCCGCCUGCCUUUAAUGGUACUGGCCAACAAACAGGACCUUCCAGGAGCCUGCAGCAUUACUGACCUCCAUGACGCUCUGUCUCUGUCUGAGGUCGGAGACCGCAGGCUGUUCCUCAUCGGCACCCAUGUGAAGAAGGGAGAGGCAAAGCUCAGCUCGGGCGUUCAGGACGCUCGGGACCUGAUCGUCCAGAUGGUUUGUGACGGCAGAUAAAACACUCUGGUCUUGGCCCGUUGGUGGUUGUCACUUAAUCCUGUGUUUUGUGAUCAAAUUUAGUAGUUUCUUUGCACCAUUUCACUUAAUGGUUUUCACUACGCCAGGUUGGCUGAAACUCUUUUAUUUAUUUAUGAAAACAAUAAAACUGGUAUUGGAAAAGUCUUAAUAAUUAAAGAAUGUUGUUUGUUUUUGUUUUCAAAUUUUAUCUACACCAAAGAUUUCUUUUCUUUUCAUCCAAGCAGGUGAUGAGCCUUAAAUGUCUCGCUUUACAAGGCUGUUACUGGUGACUGUUACUGUGUGUCUCCUUUAGCACUGUAGAUGAUGGUACACAAACAACUGUUGGCUGUAUUGGAUGGAUUUUUGUAAUUUGGACUAUAUCAUAAUGUUCUUUGUGUGUCGUGAUCCACAGAAUAUUUAAUACCUUGACAUAGGCUACUUUUCAUGACAAAAUAAACCCACCAUAUCAACUUAAGAGUACAAAGUGAGGCUCCCAUCCCUACUGAUAAAGAUCUGUUACAUUCACUUGUCCACUUUGUACAGUGGCCUAAAUUUCAAAGCAAAACUUAUCGAGACUCUGCUGUGUUCAGGUCAGUGAUGGUAUGUGACAUGAUUUCUGGGUAUUUAAAAUUUCAUGUUUCGAAUAGUGAUUCUUUCUGCCAUUUGCGGCAGUGACUAUUACAGCUUUAAGAAGAAGAAGACGUUAAACUUGUGAGACAAGCUUUCUGAUGUGUUGUUAAUAUUUAAACUGAUUUGAAAUAAGCAGAAUUUCAACAGGACACCACAACUAUUUAAUGUCUUAGUAAAACAGCUCACCGAACCUUAACACUACCCAGUACCUUUCUUACUGCAGGAUUGUUAUUGUUGGAUUACAGCUUUAAAAACAUUGCUUUUAUGACACAAGUUCAUUGUUUGAUAAGUGCUUUGUCUUUAUCUUAAAAAGGAAAUUUACUUUAUCUUUAAAAAUGGAAUAUAAACCAGAUGUCUUUUGGAUUAGCUUUGUGUUUUUGCUGCUCAGAGAGAUGUUUGCACACAGCUACUUGCUCCUUCUUAUUUUGUCUUAAUACUGUUUUAUUUGGUGAAAUCUGUUUAAGCCACUCUCUGUUAACUUUGGGAUGAAGGUGAACUACAUUGUUGAUGUGUGCAAAGCCUUCACAUGUACCAUUUCUGAUGAAUGUAAACGUUUCAAAGAGCACUUUUUUAAUCAGCUUUUUCCAAUACCAAACUAAGUCCAACAUACAGUAUUGUGCACAGUACAGAUUCUUCCCAGUUGUGAUAUAGUCUUAUAUACAAUUUUUUCACUCUUAAAUAAAUUGUUCCCUUUAAAUUGA